Messenger RNA from Suillus subalutaceus, 1188 nucleotides. RefSeq lists its product as uncharacterized. Lineage: Eukaryota; Fungi; Basidiomycota; Agaricomycetes; Boletales; Suillaceae. The coding region runs from base 1 to 1188 and encodes 395 amino acids. The record is from RefSeq and is a predicted model, not a curated record. The transcript has a single exon. Gene Ontology annotation, molecular function: protein binding.
AUGCAUGAUAUGAUCAAGAGCGGUGACAAACUUUCACUUGUCAAAACCAGUCGACAGGCUUCUUCACCACAUCUACCAACUGAGAUCCUGUCUCAGAUCUUGAUUUCACUAACACUAUUGACACAGUGGACUUCCAACACUUGGAGAAAAAUGAUGGAUGUCCUGCUCAGCUGCUGUCACGUAUCAAAAACCUGGUGUGAGGUCGCAAGAGAAAUUCUUUAUCGGUGUAUCCAACUAUCUCAGAUUGAAUCCCUUCGCCUACUUCUGCGCACCGUGCGCAGCGACAGCUUUGGUGGCCUUUGCCCUGCUCACGCCCUCUAUUUCAAGUCUCGUUUUUCAACUGACAAAGAAUUUGCGACACUCGCUGGAGAGAUUAUUGCCUGCUGCCCGAACCUCAUGUACCUGACAGGAGAUCAUAACCCCCUGUGUUUCACCAACAUCAUGGCCCUUCCUAAGUACCCAUUCUUGACGAGGCUCAAAGUAUCUGGGCAGGACUUACAAUUCCUUGCCCCUCUCCUACCUCAUCUAUGCAAUCUCGAGUCCUUCGAGAUGGAAGGAAGCUACGGUGAUGUUCAUGUUCCCGGACUUUACUUUCCCCCGCCUACCUUCAAGCUUUCGAACAUAUCGAUAUCUCGGACAGAGUUAUCUCCCAGCCUGUGCAAAUGGCUAUUCUCAUCCAGUUCCGAAAGUAUCGAGUCCUUAGAGGUGGAGGAAGUAGGUGCGAGCUCGUGUCAUUUGGUCGAGGUCAUUGGGGAUUCUGUGAAGAAGCUUCACGUCAAAACUAAGUCUCGUUGUCUACCGACGAACGACUCAGAGGCCAUCAAAGUGCUAUCUGGGUUGACAGGACUGCGAAGCCUUCGCAUCGACGGAUGGGGUCUAGAACCAAAACCUUUGCUCAAUUUACAAUCAUCAUUGGAGACAUUGGCGUUCUCCAACUCUGUCGCGUGUAAUGUCCUGUUCCUGCUGCAGUCGGGUUGGCAGCCCUCUUUACAGUCGCUGGACAUGUAUUAUGAGCCAGGCUCCCCCGUGAACUCCUGGAUCUCGGCCAUGGUUGAAUUCCGGGGGAAACAUGAGCUGGCGAGAACCUGUGCUACUCGUGGUAUCCAGUUAAACGAGAUUCAUUCAAUAUACAGGCCUCCUAGUGAUUUGGUACCAGUAUGUGGGUUCGAGAAAUUCUUGACAUAUUGA